Messenger RNA from Carassius gibelio (silver crucian carp), 1823 nucleotides. Its product is annotated as protein c-Fos-like. The coding region runs from base 998 to 1576 and encodes 192 amino acids. The record is from RefSeq and is a predicted model, not a curated record. Gene Ontology annotation, cellular component: nucleus. Gene Ontology annotation, molecular function: DNA-binding transcription factor activity, RNA polymerase II-specific; RNA polymerase II cis-regulatory region sequence-specific DNA binding. Gene Ontology annotation, biological process: regulation of transcription by RNA polymerase II. Lineage: Eukaryota; Metazoa; Chordata; Actinopteri; Cypriniformes; Cyprinidae. The transcript has 4 exons.
AAUAAUUCAACUGGGUAGGGAACAGAUAUAAUCAAUCAAUCAUUCUGCUUAUACUAAAGUUACCACACCUCAAGAUUUAGUUUUUAGAUGUUGUAUUUCAAGACAUUUGUCUGGUUUUUUUCUCGUUUGUAGGACUAAUUACCUAAGUUAUGAACCUCAUAACAUGCCUCCAUUGCUAAUUCUAAAAUGUCAUUUUUGAGGUAGUAGUAAUUAGAGAAAGAUUAGAUUCUGUGUCUCUCAACAGUGUGUGUGUGUGUCAAGAUAUUUUUAAGGUUCAGUCAAGGUUAUCUGAAAAUAAUUUAUUUGGUUGAUAAAAGUUAUAUAUAAUAUACUUUUUUAAAAAUAAAGUGAAUGCCCUUUUUUAUUUUUUCCUUUUCACGUGUUAAUGUGUUCUUGAAGACAGUCCAGACCAGCCUUAAAAUGAGCCAUGUAUCAGUUCAGUGAUUCACGGAUGUACCAGUUCUGCAACGGUUGGAUUAUUCAUACAUUUCAAACCUACACGUCACUUGGCAAAAGAGGUCUGUAAGUGAAGUUCAACAUGUGAAGCUUCUCCAGCUCUCAAACCACGUGUUAAACUUACUGGUUUUCCUAGUGAAUAUAAUUUCAGCGACAGUUAGUUGGCGCUAUUGUCUUCAAAAGUAGUGGCCAUUAGAGGCACACUAGUGACCAAGGAGGAGAAAAGGCGGUAGAUUGGAAACGAUAGAUGCUCCACUCUUUUAGAUGCUCCAGUGAUGGGGAGGAGAGAGAGAGAGAGAGAGAGGGUGUGGGUGUGGGUGUGAGGAGGCGCUGAAACACUUGAAGAAAAGUUGUAGCACGUGCUUUGGUUUAUUUUUCCAUCAUUCGUUCUGAUGGAUUUAUCAUAGUUCUGUCAUUUUAUUUUACUGACUUUUUCCCCUCGGGGACUAUUGCAAUGGACAGCACGGGAGAUGGGUUUAAGCGAACUUAAGAAACAGAAAUAAUAUGAACUCGAAAAAACACGGAUCACAUAUUGAUCACAAUGAACCGUAAUGAAGGAAGAGAAUCAUAUUAUCGUUUGCAUGACUCCCAGUUUUCUCCAGCAUGGGUGGACCCGGAGAAUUCAACCGCACUUCCGAAUCUUACCGAGGACACUACAUCCAGCCCAAAUCUUGAUGUAAUUACAUCUAGUCCAGAUCUUCAGUGGCUUCUGCAGUCCUCUUUAUUUUCCCAUUCAGAGGCCACCUUGGGAGCAUUUUCCUCAUUCGGACCCACCACCAUGCCCAACUGCCCCUGUUUGUCACAGUGCAGUCCUGACCCGUCCUGGAAUGGAGCAGUGGGGGACAGUUCAGUGGGACAUGAUAACAAAAAUAUGUCCUCUGAGGAUCUUGACAGGAUAAGGAUCCGCAGGGAAAGGAACAGAGUAGCAGCUGCCAGGUGUCGGGACCGUCGUCGGAUGCUUAUAGACACAUUACAAAAUGAGACGGAGCAUUUGGAACAUGUGAAGACACAACUAGAGGAAGAGAUCGCUACUCUUGAAAGAGAGAGAGAGAGGCUGGAGUUGGUUUUUGAGGCACACAUGCCCAUCUGCAAGUUAAAUAAUGACCCAAACCCAGAAUAAUUACUGAUGCUGGUCAUGUUUAGUGCUGAGUCUGCUGGUUCAGAUCAGCUGUGAAUUAUAUAACAUAAUAAGCCUAUAUUUGCUAUAGUAAGUAAAAUGUUUCAUUGUAUUUCAGGGAUACCUUGAGGAUUAUUAUCUUGCAUGCACAAUUCGUUUGACUUGUUUUCAUAAUAAACCACAAUUUCAAAUGUCUUUGUUACUCUGUCAAAUGUUUUUGGUGUAGCCACAGGUGUGGAGCUUCGUUGGG